AAAAAACACAGCCAGUGGUUUCACGUGUGUUGAAUUUUUUUCAGUGUUGUAAAUGUUUUUGUAAGUUUUAGCGGAUUUCUAAAACCAUGUCUCGGUUCUUACAGGUGCCUGUAUUCAGAUUUCCUGCUUCUCGGGGUUUAAAAUGUGUUUUAAUGACAAGAGAUCAACAGUCCAGAGGCUUAAAAUGGAGACAUUUAUCUCAGUCCUCACUUUACUUUGACCUGGUGUCCAAAAGCAAGCAGCAAACUUUUUGGAUUUCUGACAGCUGGACAUCUAUGAAUGGGGCAUUAAGAUUUCACAGCACUGAGGAGAAAUCAAAAAACAGACCUCAAGCUACACCAGAGACCUACUCAUCUGUUGAACCUGACAAGGAGGAAGACUUUGUCUUCCUGGACUACUGUGAACCCAAGGACCAUGAAGAAAAUCCUUUUCCUGAACAGUUUCAGAUCACAGACUCCAUGAAAGCACAAGAGGACAAGCCACGGAGAAAGACUGUCACAGAACUGCAGCAAAAAGCUCUUGAGCUGCAGCUGAGAUCUCUAAAAGAUGUUGGAGAUCAGAGCAUGGACCUGGAGGAUUGCAUCGAUUUCCAUGAUGUUGGGUUUCCACUGGAACGCUCCAGGAAGAAAAAGACGAAGCAGGAGCAGAAGAUCUAUGGAAGUCCGGACGCUGAGAUGCCGAUCAGCGAUGUCUCCUGCUCAGGCUGUGGUGCUUUAAUGCACUGCAUGUCUCCUGAAGUUCCUGGUUACCUUCCGAGUGAGAAAUAUAAGCAAUUAAUAGAAGAAGACAAACUCAAGAAGGCGAUAUGUCAACGCUGUUUUCUGCUCACACACCACCAGAAGGCUUUGAACAUCACCAUGUCGAAGGACGAGUACAGGAAAAUUGUGAGUCGAAUCAAAUCUGAGAAAGCUUUGGUGCUGCUCAUUGUGGAUCUCCUCGAUCUUCCAGACUCCAUCGUACUUGACCUUCCACGGCUCGUUGGUGGAAACAAACACAUUGUAGUUUUAGGGAAUAAAGUGGAUCUGCUUCCUGGAGAUUCCCAGAAUUAUCUCCAGAGGAUCAGGAAGCAGCUGGUCCAGUAUUGCACCGAUGCUGGAAUUCCCUGCCGAGAUUCCAAAGAUGUUCAUCUGAUCAGUGCCAAAACGGGAUAUGGGAUCGAGAACUUGAUCACAAUGCUCCAGGCAUCCUGGAAGUACAAAGGAGAUGUGUAUUUGGUUGGGACUGCCAAUGCUGGCAAGUCCACGCUGUUUAACACUCUUCUGGAGUCUGAUUACUGCAAAUCCAGAGCAUCUGAUGUGAUCCGUAAAGCCACAAUAUCACCAUGGCCUGGGACAACCCUGAAUCUCCUAAAGUUCCCCAUCAUCAAUCCGACCCCAUACCGGAUGUUCAGACGUGCAGAGCGACUGCGUCUGGCAGCGCAACAGACCGAGGACGAUCUCGAUCCUGAAGAGCUCAAGAGAAUCCAGCAUUUCCGUAAACAGGGCUACUUGAUUGGCCGUGUUGGGAGAACGUUCCGGGUCCAGACUUCAAGAAACGACCUUGUGGAGUUCGACCCAGACAGCCUCAGCGUCGGAGAAGACCUGAAUGAAGACAAUGCGCGCAAACCGAACUCUGAGGACGAACCCGAGGCUGAAUUUACAUACAACGAGAUUAAAGAUGCUCACUGGUUCUACGACACGCCGGGUAUCAUGAAAGAACGUGACAUUCUCAGCCUGCUGAACGAACAGGAAGUGAAGCUUGUGGUGCCAACGCACGCCAUCACGCCCAGGACCUUUUUACUGAAGCCGGGGAUGGUGUUGUUCCUUGGAGCGUUGGCAAGGAUCGAUUAUCUAGAGGGAAAUCAGCCGUGCUGGUUUACUGUUGUGGCUUCUUCUCAAAUCCCCGUCCACAUCACUAGUUUGGACAAAGCCGACUUGACGUACCAGAAACACGCCGGGCAAACGCUACUCGCUGUGCCAACAGGCGGAGAGGAACGAAUGAAGAUGUUUCCAGCUUUCGUGUCUCAAGACUUUGAGCUUGAGGGCCGAGGACUGGACACAGCGGUGACAGACAUCAAACUAUCCUCAGCAGGUUGGAUUGCUGUAACAGCGCCAGAGUCGGAGCGCCUUCUGCUAAGAAGCCACGCCCCUGAAGAGGCGGGUCUAUGUUUACGAGACCCGCCUCUCCUCCCACACAUCGUCAACGUGAAGGGACCUCGAAUUCGCAAAUCUCCGGCCUACAGGAUGAAAAAACCCCAAGUGCUCCUGGAUGCAAAUCUUUCUGGCCGACGACAGAAGACGACAAAAUGACUCUUUGAGUCAUGACAUCAUACUCAUCGUAAUUAUUUUUUACACUGCAGUGCAAAGAUGCUUCACAAAGAUGUGCCAGGACCAUGCUGUGUGAUAACGUGCCCACUGAAAAGCCACUUAUAAUAUAGUAUAAUCCGACUGAGUACAAAAGUUAGCAUCCCUUGUCCUGCAUUUACUUUAAUAUCAGGGAGGAAAAAGGAAAAUGAUUGCGCGAUAUUCGUGUCUGGAUGUUCAGGAGGUCACCGUGUUGUUUGAAGUGUGAGUGAAAUGUGGUUUGGGAUGUUGUCUCGUUUGAAGCUCAUCUCAUGAAAUUCGCAUGAAGCUCAUAUGCCAGAAUGUUAGACAACCUGAUAUCGUGAAAAUCUUCCAAUCCGAAGGAAAAAUGACUGCGUGUGUGUGGAAUUUGUUUUUAUUAACAGAUGUUAUAUUGAUUAAAUUGUAUUGUAUUGAGUUGGUGAACUAAUUGUAAUUACUGUAUAUGAUGUAAUUAUAAAUACUGUAUGUCUGCAUUGUAAACUAUUUCUCUCCAUUGGAAUGUUUGAGCUAUUCAUUUUUUAUAUUGCAUUCAGACUCAAUGUAUGUCAGUAGGAGCUUUACGUGGCUGGAGAAUAUGAAAAUACAAUGUUGACUGGAUAAUAAAUGAUGUCAAUGUACAUUUUCUAAAAAUAUUUGAGAAUAUUUUUUGUCAGUACUUUUAUAACACGAACCAAAAAUGUCCAAUUGUGGUCAACUGUUUAAAUCCACAUACAUGCGUCAAUGUCAUGGCAAUAUUGGGUUUUUACACAGUGUUGAUUUCAGAAAACCCCAAAUAAAUUAAAAACCUGUACAUGAAA
Messenger RNA from Neoarius graeffei (lesser salmon catfish), 3121 nucleotides. It is a transcript of the gene noa1, whose product is annotated as nitric oxide associated 1. The coding region runs from base 87 to 2288 and encodes 733 amino acids. Gene Ontology annotation, molecular function: GTP binding. The record is from RefSeq and is a predicted model, not a curated record. The transcript is spliced from 7 exons. NCBI's taxonomy places the organism in Eukaryota, Metazoa, Chordata, Actinopteri, Siluriformes, Ariidae.